UAAUAUAUAUAUAUAUUUUUAUAUAUAUAUAUAUAUAUAUAUAUAUAUAUAUAUAUAUAUAUAUAUAUUACAAUGACAUGCAAUGCUUCAAAUAGUCAUAAAAUAUUAACUUUAUUUGCAUAUUAUUUAAUGUUCUCUGCCUGUUUACAUUCAUCUGAUAGCGUCAACAAAAAAAAUCACUAACAAAAUGACUGCAUAAUAAAGAUCUGUAAUAUUUAGCAAUAGGCGAUAAUAAUGUAAAAUUGAAAGAGUUUAUUGAAGCAAAUGUUUUGGAAGGAAAACUGAACAAAUAAAUAAUGUUUAAUAAUUACACAAAAAAUACAUUUUAUUGCAAAAAACAUUAUGCAUUGUAAACGGCUAAAUACUGAUCUAAUGCGUGUUUACACUAACUAUAAUAACUAUAAACAGUUUCAAUUACUCUGAUGCAAUGAAUUAAGUAGACAUAAUUUUAUGGAUUCUAUUAUUUAGUGGAAUUUAAUGCUGGACUGGUAACGUAAAAAGAAGAAAAGCAUAGUGAAAGCCUCCUGAACAAUAUUCAAAAAUUGCUUCAAUUUAAAUGUUUUUUGUUGUUGUUUUGUUUUGGGGUUUUUUUUUAAGGAAAACAUUUGUAGCUAAUAUAGAUUUGUUCUGGAGAUUAACGUGUGAAAUAACUGAUAAAGAAUAAAUUGAGUUGUAGAUUUGAAUAUAUCUAUAUAUAUAUAUAUAUAUAUAUAUAUAUAUAUAUAUAUAUAUAUAUAUAUAUAUAUAUAUAUAUAUACACACACGGCAGAAAGAGCAGACGGUGUCCUGAUAAAUCUGUUCUCUCAUUUCUGUUCUCUGUUGGUGUGAUGGGUCUGAGCUUCCAGUUCCGGCUGGAUGUCUGCUCGCCUUGGGACGCAAGUUUGCUUUAGUUAAAAAUAUUUAUAUUCCUCAAAAGCAGAGUACCAUAUUAUCUGGCCAUGUUUUGUACUAUGACAUUAAACCUUUAGGUUGCACAAAUAACAUGAUAAUGAAAAUAAAAUACUGUAGACUAAAGAUGAUAUUUUAUUUAGAAUUUGAAGAGUAUUUUUUUUAGUAAAAUUAAAAACAUGAUUAAAUACAUUAAUGUAUUUAUUAUUAUUAUUAUUAUUAUUAUUAUUAUUAUUAUUAUUAUUAUUAUUAUUAUUAUUAUUAUUAUUAUUAUUUUAUUUUUUAUUUUUUUGUGGAAAUUUAAUUGUCAAUUUGUUAUUUCACUUUUCCAGGAGAGAACGUGAAUUUCCCUUUAAAAUUUGCCGAAUUUUAUUUUUGUUUUAUUCAAUUGAUCUUGAACAGUGUGUUCGUCAGUCCUCUCGGAGCUCUGUGUGUUUCACCCGGGACUGAUGCAUGUAUCCGCUGAUCGAUGGGAGGAGGUGUUCCCUGGCUGGAUCCCAUAUUAAUGAAGUUAAUGGUGCAGCUCCGGUGACAGCCGACUGCUGCAGACCAAUCAGAGCGCUCUGCGAUGGAAGGCUGCGCGUUUGAGGCGCUGCACGCACGAUCCGUUUGAAGAACCAUGUCAGCUCCUCUUCUGACCUAAACCCGGGACACCUUUCGCUUUUCAUCUCCUUCCACCUCCCAGAGACACCUGUCAAAAAAACAUGCCCGGCGCGACUCCGUCCUGCGUGGAUGUUUGCCUCUCGAGCGGCGCGUUGGAUUCAAGCGGGGAAUUGCUCCGGUUUUCCUUUGCUUUCUGACAGAAACUCAUGAAUUCCUCCUCAGAGCGGCAGCUUUAUGGACUCGCGCAUUAGCUAAAUGAUGUCUAUGGGUUUCAUGCCCGACAGUGUGAACGGCUCCGAUCCCUCCAAGUCGGCCUUCCUGGAGUUCGGCCACGGACACCCGGCGCACCAGCAGCACUCCCCGGGACUCUCACACAUUUACCCCGUGCACGGCCUCCACGCUGCGGGACAUUCUCAGCACGAAGGUCCCUUUCCUGGCAGCGCGUCCUACGGCCCCCCGCUGGGAUACGCCUACCCGGCCACGGUGAACGCUCACCCGCCGUCCGCUUACAUGUCAUCCUACCAGCACAGCAGCCACAACAGCGGCGGUCUGAACCACAGCAGAUUAGAGAGGACAGAUCCCAACAAACCCGGCAUGACUGAGAGCAGGGACGUCCGUCUGGUGAACGGCAAGGGGAAAAAGAUGCGGAAGCCUCGGACCAUCUACUCCAGCCUGCAGCUGCAGGCUCUGCACCAGCGCUUCCAGCAGACCCAGUAUCUGGCUCUGCCCGAGCGCGCCGACCUGGCUGCCAAACUGGGCCUCACGCAGACUCAGGUGAAAAUAUGGUUUCAGAAUAAACGCUCCAAGUACAAGAAGAUCAUGAAACAUGGCGGAGGCUCAGAGGGGGAGCACCUCCACAGCUCCAGCUCCAUCUCCCCCUGCUCCCCGGCCUUACCCCAGCUCUGGGAGGUCUCCAUGGCGACCAAAGGAGCCCAGAUGCACCCGAACAAUUACAUGAACAGCUUUGGCCACUGGUACCCGAACCACCACCACCAUCCUCACCAGGACGCCAUGCAGAGGCCGCAGCUGAUGUGAAGUGAACAGGCGACUUGAACUCAUUUGUCCUGAGGAUGAACUUUGCGGUUGCUCGUGCGCGUGCGAUUUGACUUCAGGUUUUUUUUUUGCUGCGAAAUUCAAAGUCACGCAGCAAAAAAGUACAUCUAUAUGUUUUCAAGCGUCAUCCUGCACGGCCUCACGUCCUUAGAAUGUGGAGUUUGUGUUUGAAGCUGAACUAGACACUGCAUAAAGGAACUGUCGUGAAAA
Molecule: messenger RNA, 2754 nt
Organism: Gambusia affinis (western mosquitofish)
Lineage: Eukaryota; Metazoa; Chordata; Actinopteri; Cyprinodontiformes; Poeciliidae
Gene: dlx4b
Product: distal-less homeobox 4b
Exons: 3
Coding region: 1747-2526 (259 amino acids)
Biological process (GO): negative regulation of transcription by RNA polymerase II; embryo development; cell differentiation
Molecular function (GO): RNA polymerase II cis-regulatory region sequence-specific DNA binding; DNA-binding transcription factor activity, RNA polymerase II-specific
Source: RefSeq, a predicted model, not a curated record